ACCCUCCACAACAUUUCACGAAUUUACGCCAAUUCCAUCUUCCCUUUCCUUUCUUUACCAAAUCAUCUAUUCUCUCCAAAACCCUAAACCCUUCAGGGAUACAUGCCCAUGUCCGUUGUACACUCCUCAAAGCCGUCUAAAAUGAAGGGCAUAAUCUUCAAAAUCGGCUCACUGAUUCAGGAAACGCUUCAAACCAAACCCACCAAUCCGUUCUCCCCAACCAGAUCCAUGUCCCAAUCAACCUCCAUCCCCAAGAAGCAGCAGAGAGUCCGAGAUCACGGCUACGACAACUACAUGGAAGUCGAGAAGAAAAUGCGAAAGGUUCUCAAAUUUCAAGACCUAAUUCUCGCCCAACCCAGUUCCAUCAUCUCCAUCUCUCGACUCGACCCCCUUUCUCGCCGUCUAGGCUUCAAGCAAUUCGAAGCCGGCCAUUUCAUCCUCAAAUUCCCUCACGUUUUCGAGAUUUUCGAGCACCCGGUUCAGAGAAUUCUUUAUUGCAGGCUCACCCGGAAAGCCCAGCGCCAGAUUGAGCAGGAGAAGGAAUCCCUUCUCGCGCAAGUCCCUGACGCCGUGACCCGGCUUCGGAAACUGCUAAUGUUGUCGAAUACCGGCAGUCUUCGACUCGAACACGUUCGGAUUGCCAGAAAGGAUUUUGGGCUUCCGGAUGAUUUUGAGUUCUCGGUAAUUCCUAAAUACCCGCAAUAUUUCCGAUUGUUUGAUGGUAAGGAAACUGGGAAUAAGUACAUCGAGGUUGUGGAGAGAGACCCAAAACUGUCUGCUUGUGCUAUAGAGAGACUUAGGGAGAAAGAGUAUAGAGAGAAGGGAAUUAAUGAUGAAGAUAUUAGGUUUUCAUUUAUUGUGAAUUUCCCACCCGGGUUUAAGAUUGGGAAGUAUUAUAAGAUUGCUGUGUGGAAAUGGCAGCGGCUGCCAUACUGGUCGCCUUAUGAUGAUAUUUCGGGUUAUGAUAUGAGAUCGUUUGAGGCGCAGAAGCGUUUGGAGAAAAGGGCAGUUGCGACGAUUCAUGAAUUGUUGUCAUUGACUGUGGAAAAGAAGAUUACUUUGGAGAGGAUUGCACAUUUCCGGUGCGCAAUGCAUUUGCCAAAGAAGCUUAAGGAUUUCCUUCUUCAACAUCAGGGGAUAUUUUAUAUAUCAACCAGGGGUAAUCAGGGGAAGCUUCACACAGUUUUCCUUAGAGAGGCUUAUAAAAAGGGGGAGUUGAUAGAACCAAAUGAUUUGUAUUUGGCAAGGAGAAAGCUAGCUGAGUUAAUUUUGUUGAGUCCUAGAAAGGUUCGUUUGGAUAGGGAACUGGUUAGUUAUAGAAGGGGUGGAGAAGAUGAUGAAAUGAGGAGCAUAAAAAGAGAUAAUGCUAGACAUUGUAGGGAGGAGGAAGAUGACGUGCAGUCAGAUUUAGAUUGUGAAGCUGACUCUGAUUAUACGGAUGAGGACAAUGAUAAUGGGGGAGAUUUGGAGGUAGGUGCUACUCACUUAUUGAGUGACUGAGGAGAGAUUUCUCCUCGGGUCAUUAUGAGAUUUUUUUAGUUCUAGUUAUUUUUUUUAUCCUUUUGCUUCAAAGUGUAAAUGUCUUUCAAUUCCUAGCAAACAUGGAAAAUACAUUGGCUGGGUGAAUGUUGCUCACUUCAGCAUCUAAAUAUUGAGGUUUAUUAGUGGAUUCUGACUGGUUGAUGAUUUAAGGCUGGCAUGUACAUAUGAGUGUCAUCUCUGUAAAGAAUUUAUUAGUAGUCUAUCAUAAGUGGAGAAGCAAUCUGGUGUCGUGUUUGGAUACUUAUGAGAUAUUAUUAAAGGAGAAGCUUUGAUACCUCAAGUUGAUCUAGUUUCGUUAUUGAUGACCUGAAGUUGCAUCCAGUGGAGUAGCAAAAAUUUCUUCCAUCCAUCAUUCCGGAGCAAGAAUGACAGUAACUUCUGCUGAUACAAGAAAGUUGGAGUUUUUGCAUGAAUUGCUGAAACGUGAAGAAUUCUUUGCUUCAGGAUGCUUCCUGUAUAUUUAUGUGUUCUAUGACAAGUAUGUGACUGUCUACUCAAAGGGUUUUAAACUUGAACCAAUUAUGUACACAAAAGUUGUUGACUCAUAUCUACAUUUUCAUGGUUAUCACUUUCAGGGUUUUGAAUUUGGACAUUGAAACCAAGACUUCUUGUAUUUACAUUAAGGGUCACAUGCAUAUGGGACAGGUUAUAUUGUAUUAACAUAUCAGGUUGUUCAGGGUCAUGGUGAAGCUCCUCUUCGGCAAUUAACUCUUUAGUACUGAUUUCCUAUUGAGGGCAGGCAGUAGUUGACAUUGAACUGCUCGCAACACGAAUUAAUGCUCGGUUGCAAAAAGGCCAGUCGGAGAAUAAUUGAGGGACACAAUAUGUUGUGUAAACAUGAAUCCUUUUUGGGGAAUGUGGAUUAGAACCUUCAUCAACCUGCUCAGAUGAUGGUGAGAUCUGUGCCAUAUACUUGGAGAGUGCAUGUACAAUAGCUGCUGAAGGUCAGUUUUUUUUUUUUUUUCCCCCCUGCAUGUGAACUUCCUAUUGUUUUUAAGCUGUGUCAAGGGAACUAAUAUCUGGCUGCAUGAUGUAAUUUGUGCACAUCAACUUUUUCUGUAAUGUAACUCAAACUUACAGAUAAUUGAUGCAUUAUAUUUCUAAUAACAUGUUUUGUAUGUCAUUUGCUCACUA
This is a messenger RNA of Diospyros lotus (date-plum), 2676 nucleotides long. RefSeq names its product protein ROOT PRIMORDIUM DEFECTIVE 1. The transcript is spliced from 2 exons. The record is from RefSeq and is a predicted model, not a curated record. Gene Ontology annotation, molecular function: RNA binding. NCBI's taxonomy places the organism in Eukaryota, Viridiplantae, Streptophyta, Magnoliopsida, Ericales, Ebenaceae. Bases 103 to 1500 code for a protein of 465 amino acids.